GGUCUUAGCACUGUUGUUUGAUUUGUAUGGUUCUGGAACAGAAGAAUACAUUUGUAUUUGACUAGUAAAACCCAACAUGUCUGAGUGUCAACUGCAUUAUUUUGUCGUCACGUGGUCUUUACUUGUGUUUUUAAGUUUUGAUCUGCUGGUGACAGAAAUCUCCAGUCUCACAGCCCCGCAACAUGAAGCAAGCCAGACAAACAAUCGUCAGGAUUUCCAACUGGUGGGCGGAGACAGCAGAUGCAAUGGUAUUGUGGAGGGGAAGGACAAGGGAGAGUGGAGGCCACUGGAAGACCAAUGGAGGCUCUGGAAAACAGAACACUCUGCUCAGCUGUGCACACAUCUGGGCUGUGGAAGUGUUAUUUCAAUGAAAAGACAUUAUCUACCCAGAAGGAAGCCUGUGUGGGCGCUGGACCAUCGUUGUGAAGACAGCGGCCGAUCAAUUUGCACUUCAUGGACACCUUCCACAUCAGAGAGUCUGAUGACUGUGGCUUGUUCAGACAAUAUUCAACUCCUGGGAGGAAGGGACAGAUGUUCAGGCGAUCUGAUGGUCAGGUCUUCUCAGUCCUGGUCACCGAUGUGUAACUCCGUCCUCAACCCAGAGAACGCGUUUGUUGUAUGUCGGGAACUUGGUUGUGGAGUUCCUCUGGAUUAUCACAGCAUGACGUCGUCCCCCGGGCAAGAUAUGCAAGUGUGGAGUCCUGACUUUAAAUGUAAAGGCAACGAGGAGAAACUUCAGGAAUGUCCCUCAUUCUCAUUCAACAGCACUGAGGAGAAUUGUGGCAAAAUGUACAUCACCUGUAUCGAGCAUCCAGUAAAACCACAAGCAACUUUGUACACCGCCCACAGUGACGGAAUGUAUGUCCUGAGGGGCCAUCGCUUUGCCAUCACCUGCAGCCACAACACGCUUUACACAAUACAAUUCUUCCACCUAAGAACAAGCCUUCACGUGGGAGACCCCACUGUGUGGACGGAACCGGCUGUUGAAAAUUCCGCCACUUUCCUAUUCCCUGCUGCAGAGGAUUCCCACAAGGGUUUCUACUACUGUGCUUACAACUACCAACUCAGUUCAGCAGCGUUCUCUGAAACGGAAACAAUAUCAAUCACCGUUCAAGAACCCCAUGAUCUGAGGUUGAUGGAAGGAGGCAGCCGGUGUGCUGGCAGGCUUGAAGUGAAACAUGACAAGGAGUGGAGGCCAGUAAGUUACCAGAACAACUGGAGUCUGAAGGAAGCAGCGGUGGUGUGCAGACAGCUCCAGUGCGGUUUGGCUGUUUCAACCUCAAAACAGGACAAAACAUCACAACCUGAGCCUGUGUGGCAUUUUUAUUCGGAUUGUGACGGUUCUGAGCUGGCACUGAUGGAUUGUGGGACUGUGAAGAACCAGCAAUCUUCUAGGACGGUUGAAGUGGUCUGCAUGGACGUCCUGCCUCGGCCUAACAUCACCUUGUUCUCCGGCUACACGGGUGAGAAGCAGCAGGACGUGAAGCUCAUCAGGGGCUGCAGCUUCACCAUCAAGUGUUCCGUGGAGCCAUGGUACCCCGACGGCCACUUCAGCCUGAACUUUAGUAGCCUCAAUCAGACUCUCAGCCGCAGGCGGCCGGCUGUCAAUCACUCUGCCCGCUUUGUGUUUCCAAUUGCACACGCGCCGCACGCUGGAAACUACACUUGUGUCUAUCACAACUUUGUUUUUGGGCAGAAUUUCUCCUCUGCGAGCCACGGUCUCUCUCUUAGCAUCUCAGGUAGGAAGAUCCUUAGCAAACAUGUCAACUCAAAACCAGACUGUAACUCACGGUACACCAGUGUGCCGCGGCACAGUGGUUGAAAAACACUGCAUGUGUCAUGAAACUAAGAUAAACUAAAUACACAGAGGACAUAAGUAAAGGAAAUUAAAUGAGCUCAAAUAUACCUACACACGAGGCAUAAUGAUGCAAUAUGUACAUACAGCUAGCGUAAAUAGCGUGUUAGCAUGUCAGCAUGGAUUUGCUCGCAGUCAUGCACUGACCAAAUAUUCCUGAUCAGCACUCCACACAAGUCAAUAACAUCAACAAAGCUCCCCUUUGUGCAUUCACGCACAGCAUAAAACGUUUGGUGGACAAAACGAGACAAAGAAGGAGUGGCAUAAAACACGUCUUCCUGUGGCAGCGUCGGAGAAAGUCGUACAUGUGAACAAACUGUUGAGUCACAGUCCACGCAACGGUGAGUUCAAGGGCCGCUGAAAUUAGUAGGACAAAACGGCGCUCACCAAAUACUCUCAUCAGUGAAGCAGAGACAUAUUAAACAGUGGGCUUUCUAACAAUUAGGACGGUUUGUGUCGUGUUUAUAUCUAAAUGUAACUUAGAUAUUGUGUUUCACUAUGUAAAGCGCAUUGAGUCACUAGAGAAAAGGGCUAUAUAAAUAUAAUUCACUUCACUUAUAAUAGACAUUGUAAGUAGGGAACAGUAAUUUGUUUGAUUACUGAAAAAAGUGACGACUUCCAUAAGGCUGACCAUGUUAUUCCCAUGAUUACAUAAUCAACUAUACAAUAAAUAAAACGUUGAUUGUUUUAGAAGGCAGAUGCUCACAAAAAAUGCACAAAUUACACACAUUUUACAUUAGUUUGGAAUUUGCAGAAGUUUACUCAAUUAGUUUUACGAUACCGUCAAGCUGACAUCACUGCACAGUAUGGAAUAUUUUUGUGAUUUUUCUGAUCGCUUUGAGAUAAAGAUUAUGUAUUUAAUAUUUGUUUACUUACUAUGGUAUAUUAUUUAUUUACUGUUCUGUUACAGAGAACA
This is a messenger RNA of Nerophis lumbriciformis (worm pipefish), 2771 nucleotides long. RefSeq names its product scavenger receptor cysteine-rich type 1 protein M130-like. Gene Ontology annotation, molecular function: serine-type endopeptidase activity. Gene Ontology annotation, cellular component: plasma membrane. Lineage: Eukaryota; Metazoa; Chordata; Actinopteri; Syngnathiformes; Syngnathidae. Gene Ontology annotation, biological process: zymogen activation. The record is from RefSeq and is a predicted model, not a curated record.